GUUUUUUAAACAUUUUUUAAAAUUAGGAUGCAUGUAUGAAAUAAUUGAAAGUAUUUGUUUUUGUAACAUAAUUUAAAUAUUGUAAAUCCUGAAUUUUAAUACCAAAUUGUUACAUGUUAAUAGUUACACCAAACAAAACCACCAAUGGUAAAUCUAAAAUAGUAAAAAUGCCGAUUACUAUACACUGGCCGCGGAUGAUUCAUUAUGCACGUUGACCAGGAUUGGCAAUAUGCGGUCAAAAUUACGUGCAUUGGGUUCUUAGCUGUGAUCGGCGCAUUUUUCAACAUUGUUGUACUAGUUAUGUUUUAUAAAAAACCUUCACUUCGAUCUCCUUCAAAUAGAUUUGUUGGCAGUCUCAUUGCAUCUGAUUUGCUGUCUUCUAUAAUUCUUGGCCCUUUACUGGUAUCUGACGUUAAAAACGUAAAUAAAACAUUAAUCGUGUUCGUAGCUACUUCGACCAUUUUUUCAAUACUUGUUAUAGCUAUGGAUCGGUAUACUGCAGUAUUGAGCCCACUACACUAUGCUACAAAUGUAACAAGACAAAAAAGUGCUUUUGUCAUAGGUGCCGUUUGGAGUAUUUCGGCUGCUUUGGCAUCUCCAAUAUUAUUUAAAGAAUUCUUAAUUCAUGAUAAAUUAUCUAUAUCAGUCACGGAAAAGACACACGGCAUGGUGUUGUUGUUAACAGCUUUUAUUGCGCCCUGUGUCAUGCUAAUUCUUGUUUAUUUCAAAAUGUAUGUAGCAGCUCACAGAAAUAGCUUGCGAACGCGCAAACACAGUGUGUGCAAUGAACCGGAUUUGUCACGGCGCAAUUCCAAUGCUAUUUUUUCUGCACUACUGUUCCGCGAAGAAAGCAGAGCUAUGAAAACGUCCAUGAUGGUGUUGGCCACUUAUCUGUUCAGCUGGACGCCACUGUUUUUAAGCGUUUCCGUUGUCCGAGUACCGGACGAACUAGUGCAAACGUGUGCGUUGUCCGCAGCUACCCUCAACCCGUUGGUGUACGUGUUUCGCAACGACGUGUUCCGCAAGGAGAUCCUUCGAAUGAUUUGUAGCCGCAAAAAAUUACGUGCUUCCGCAGCCGCCAAGAUGGGCAAGUACCAUCAGCAAACUCGAUUGGUGGCCAAUCAAACGGACAGUGUAUCUGUUCAUAGCUUUCACAUGACGUCUAUCGACUGCCAACAUUCGUUCGAUUCUGUAACACCACCGGCAGCAGCCGAUUUCAUCGCUACUUACAAUCCGAUGAAUGGAUCGGAACGGUGCAAUCGUUACGAGAGUGUCACUUUCCGUCUGGCCCAGAGACGGUGUCAAUACUGCAGCAGACAGAGUUCUGAUUCUUCUUUAAGCAGUAAUUAUCCAUUAUUAAUGGGAAAAAAUAAACCUUCCAGCGAACCCAACACGCCUAAACACAACAACAACGACAACCGUAUCGUAAUGUUUAAGGUUGCCGAAGUGGAGAUUAAAAGACACAAAUUACAAAGAAUGUUAGCUAUAGAUAAUGAAAUCCCAUCAACCAGGGUGUAGAUACUAACGUUAUAUGUAUUAAAAAAUCGUCAAUAUUGGCGGAAUUUUAAUUUUAUAAAAAAUUUGUAAUCAGCUUGGAAAAAAAUUUAAGUAUUCUUAGCAUUUAGUUUAUGAAAAUUAUAUUUUUAUUGUUCGAGAAAAGAUAUUUUCCCAAUUAUUUAUAUUAAUUAAUUAGUAGUCGUAAAAGUAUUAUGUAACCUAAAAAUGAAUUAAUUUUUUAACGGCAAAAAAAUUAAAUGGAAUAUGUUUUAGUGUAUUUAUUUGAAUACUACUUAUGUUAACAUUUAAAAGUAUAAAAAUAGUUUAUUAUUGUAUUAUUUCUUUAAAAUUUACAUCAUUGUAAGUGACAUAGCUGAUUGGUAUUUGAAGAUUUGAAAAUAAUAAGACCUAACGUGCAUAAUUUUAUCUAUUUACUCUAUAGUAUCGUAAGCCGAUAAAUGCUUGACUUAUAUCAAAUUUAUUAGUAAUAUACAUAACCAAUUCAAUCAGAGCGAUUGGUUGGGUUUCUCAGAAAAAAUUUUAAAUAUAUUUUUCCUUUUAUGUUUUUAAAUUUUUAUAAUUUGUAUAUUUCUUACAUUAACUGUAUAAAAUGUAUACGUAAAAUUUAUAAAAUUAUCACAAAUAAUUUGUAAUAGCCUUUAUUAGAUAUUUAGGGUAUUAUCUUAUGUAUUAUUGUAUAUAAUAUACAGAGGAGUAAGAAAACCGGUAAACUGUUCUCAUUGUUCGUAACAUUUAACAUGUUCCUUACUUUAUGAAUACUCAGUAUAUCAGUAAAAUGUUGUAUUUCUUAACAAUAUUUGAAAAUAUUUUACUAGUACUAUAGGUUAAUACGUUUAAAACAAUAAUAGAUAUUUAACUACCCCAAGUUGGCCCAUUUGUUGGUAUAUAGUGUUCAAAAAGUAAAGAAACAUUUAAUUGUAACAACAAGAAUAAUGGAACCCCUUUUCUUUACUUAUUGAGCACUUGUGUACAAUAUUUCCUCAGAAUAAUUUUUUUAAAAAUUUUUCUGACCUUUGAAAAAGUUUUAUUUUUUCAGUUUUAAUUCACAUUAUUUAUAUUCAGUUAUUCACAAAAAUGUGACUGUCAAAACUUAAUUUAAAAAUGUUAUCAAAUUUACUAACUCAAUUAAAUGGAGUAUUGAUUUGAAUAUUUGAUUCAAUAGUUUAAUUCGAAUUCAAAAAUUUUAAUUCCAUACAUCUUUUAAUAUUAUGAAUAAGCAUGUGAAAUAUAGAUACAUAUGGCACUUGGGUAUAAAAAGACCUAUCUAUAAAAACAAAUAAAAAAUCAUUAAGCCCUUAAAAACAAAGAAAUAAUAUUAAGUUAUGUAAUAAUUAAUUAUAAUAAAAAGACAUGAAUAUAAAUAAUUUUUUUUCUAAACUUAACUAAAUCUUGUAUUUAAUUAUUAAUCAUUCAUGAUUGUAUAAAUAUAAAAUUAGAGUUAUGUUACUAAUAUGUUUAAGAAUACUUAACUAUAAUUUACAUUGGUGCGUUAAAUAAAUUUAAAGAAAUUAUAUUUUGCAAUAGUAGAUAAUUCUUAUAAUUAUAAUUUGUAGGAUUUCAUUUAAAGAAUUUCCUAAUAGAACUAUAAAAUUAAAAAUGCAUGUUACCAUUGUUAAAUAAUAUUUUACUUAGUUAUAAUUUUUUAAUUUGUUUUACAAACAAAUGACAUGUAAAAUGAUAUCUAUUAACUUAUUGGGAGAUUUAAAUAAACUACCAAUGAGCUAACUUGCGUUACAUUAAAAAAAAAUUCUGAAAAACCAAUUUUAUAAUAUUUAUCAUUUAAAUAAUUGUAUGCCUAUGUUUAGAUAUUAUUUUGAAAUACAAA
This is a messenger RNA of Daktulosphaira vitifoliae (grape phylloxera), 3343 nucleotides long. RefSeq names its product melanocortin receptor 5-like. The record is from RefSeq and is a predicted model, not a curated record. Gene Ontology annotation, cellular component: membrane. The transcript is spliced from 8 exons. Bases 205 to 1518 code for a protein of 437 amino acids. Gene Ontology annotation, biological process: G protein-coupled receptor signaling pathway. NCBI's taxonomy places the organism in Eukaryota, Metazoa, Arthropoda, Insecta, Hemiptera, Phylloxeridae. Gene Ontology annotation, molecular function: G protein-coupled receptor activity.